CGGUGCUGCUGACUCUGAGCCACGGAUGACGCAGGAGUAGCCUAACGUUACAACCGAAAUUUCAAUUUCCGCGACACUUAACACACUCAAUAGACAUGGGUUAGCUCAGUGUCGGAGCCGUGAAAACAGCCUAUUGAAAAGAGAGAGAGGGAGAGAGAGGAGAGAGAGAGAGAGAGAGGGAGAGAGGAGGGCUGGUUGGGGGUUGUUGAGAAGAGAAGCUAGAGAGAGAGUCAGAGGGAGAAAGGAGGAGGAAUCGGACAGCCAUUACCAUUAAGGAUUAGGCUACGUUUUCUCGCUUAUAUUCUCCCCAGCGCGUCACCCCUUCCCGGCUGUGUGUCGAUUCGGUUUUUGGGGAAAAAGCGUGGUAACAGAAACCCGAUCGGAGGAGCUGAAAAAAACGUCCAACCUUUCAUCCAUCCCUCCAUCCAUCCAUCCAUACAUCCCUCCUUCCAUCCAGGAGGAGAGGGAGCAGCGGCGGCAGCAUCCCCGGCCUCCCUCGCUCUGUGCUCGGAUUCCAGGACCGCUGCUGCCCCGGUGAAGCCCUGAAGUAAGAUGGAGUCAUCAGACGAUGAUACUCUGAGCGAGCGCUCCUGCGUCAGCGAGCCGUCCUUCCGUAGCGAGCGCUCAGGGGGGUCGUUGUCCCCGUGCCCAUCAGGACCCGUGGGUCCGCCCGGAGACACGUUGCCGUGGAAUCUGUCCAAACAUGAGAGGAGGAAGAGGAAGAGCCAGGACUCGGUGCUGGACCCAGCGGAGAGGGCGGUGGUUCGUGUCGCAGAAGCGGGUGUGUGCAUGGAUGCUAGAAACAACAAUACAGGAUAUAUCUAAAGCCAGAUCUGUUACAGCAACAGUAACGACCCACACACUUGAAAGACCUUCAGUAUUAUACAUUCACAUUAAUACAUACACAUAGGCUGCUUUGGUACAUUCAAUUAGAAAGAAAA
Messenger RNA from Perca fluviatilis (European perch), 941 nucleotides. Its product is annotated as microtubule-actin cross-linking factor 1-like. The coding region runs from base 553 to 825 and encodes 90 amino acids. The record is from RefSeq and is a predicted model, not a curated record. The transcript is spliced from 3 exons. Lineage: Eukaryota; Metazoa; Chordata; Actinopteri; Perciformes; Percidae.